Molecule: messenger RNA, 1251 nt
Organism: Aricia agestis (brown argus)
Lineage: Eukaryota; Metazoa; Arthropoda; Insecta; Lepidoptera; Lycaenidae
Product: pentatricopeptide repeat-containing protein 2, mitochondrial-like
Exons: 9
Coding region: 88-1215 (375 amino acids)
Biological process (GO): multicellular organism development; mitochondrion organization; regulation of mRNA processing
Cellular component (GO): mitochondrion
Molecular function (GO): RNA binding
Source: RefSeq, a predicted model, not a curated record
CAAAAAAAUCAAAACAUUUCAUAAUUUUUUAUUCAAGUUUGAAAUAAUUUAUCGAAUGAAACACCUACUUUGAAUAAAUCAUCAAGUAUGUCGAAUUUUUUGAAUUCAAUAUUUAAAGUACCAAGCACAUUGAGGUUGAUCAGUCCCUUGAGAUAUCACAAUGUUAUACAAGCUCAAAAUCUUUUCACUACUACAUCGUUAGGAAUCGAUGGCUACGUGCAAUCUAGGAAAAAGACCAAGGAACAAUUUGGUGAUUUAGCUGAUAAGUUCAGGGUAAAAAUGACCGAAUUUGUUGACAGUCCUAAAAACAUGAUUUUUACUGAGGAUCUGAAGAAUAUGACACACAUAGCAGAGCCGACAGACAUAGAAUUAGUAUUAAAAAUGAUUAAAAAAUUCAAUACUCAGAAGACUGAAUUCAGAUUUGGUUCUUUUGUAUUUGGACCAAUAUUGAUGAGAAUGUUUCAUUUUCUUGAUGCACCAAAAGAAGCUUUAACGUGUUUCCUAGAUCCAGACAAUAAAGGUUUCUUUGAUCAGUUGAUGUCAUUUCAAAUAUUAUUAGACCUGUUGUACACACAUCAAAUGUACGAUGAGAUGUUUGAGGUUUUCGAGAUAAUACAAAAGAAACAAGUUAACAUGACGAAGUAUCCAAAAUAUGUUGUGGUCCUAAUGCUAGCUGCAUGUUAUAAACUGAAUACACCAAAGAGUUUCCAGUAUGCGACUCAAAUGUGGUCGGAAAUGAUCUCAACGGGCAUACAACCAGUAAGAAGGUCUACUACCUUCAUGGCAGGGCUAGCGCUAAAUCAGCACGCUCCCCACAUCGCGCUAGAGUCCCUUUCCCAGCAGAAACCUCACUACAUCACCAUCAGAAAUAUCAAGGCAAUGGCGUUAGCAGAUAUGGACAGAAUCGACGAUGCGCUGCCGAUUCUGAGAGGAGUUUUGGAGGUGGACCGACCUGAUCAACAGGGCAAACACACAUUCUUCGAAGAGACGCUAAAGAGGGUAAAGGAUGGCGUGGCGCGAGUGAACGACAAGCAUUUGACGAAUGAGUUCGAGAAAAUAGAGAAAGCGCUCCGGGAUAGAAACCUCGUGGACCAACAGACCCUAGACCAGCUAUUGACGUCCGACAUCACUCUAGUAAUAAACCAGAACAAACAGGGGAUGCCUAGGAUGCCUUACAACCGGCGACAGAACAAGCACACCAGCGUCAUACCGUAAUACGUUGAGAAUAAAUAGAUAAUAAUUCGUUAUGUA